AUGUUUAACGGUAUGAUGGAUCCGGAAUUGAUGCGACUCGCUCAGGAGCAGAUGAGUCGCAUGUCACCCGCUGAGUUCGCCAGGAUCCAACAACAGAUGAUGGCUAAUCCUGAUUUAAUGAAAAUAGCUACUGAAAGUGUGAAGAACAUUAGGCCUGAAGACUUAAAGCGUGCUGCUCAACAGUUAAAUCAUACCCGUCCAGAGGAGAUGGCUGAGAUUGGUGAAAAAUUGGCUAAUGCCACUCCUGAAGAGAUUGCCUCUAUGCGUACUCAUGUUGAUGCUCAAUUGACUUAUGAAUUAAAUGCUGCACAGAUGUUGAAGACACAGGGGAAUGAGCUUCACAGCCAAGGACAGUUCAAAGCUGCAUCAGAGAAAUAUUUGCUUGCGAAGAAAAAUUUGGAAGGAAUUCCUACUUCCAAAGGAAGAACACUUUUAUUGGCGUGCUCACUUAACUUGAUGUCUUGUUACCUGAAAACAAGGCAGUAUGAUGAGUGUAUAAAAGAAGGCUCUGAGGUGUUGGCAUAUGAUCCAAAGAAUGUCAAAGCUCUUUAUCGAAGGGGUCAAGCAUAUAAAGAACUUGGGCGAUUGGGAGAUGCUGUCUCUGAUUUGAGCAAUGCACAUGAAAUUUCCCCCAAUGAUGAAAUUAUUACAGAUGUCUUGAGAGAUGCUAAGGAAAGACUGGCUAAAGAAAGGGGUUAUCAUGCACCAGGAGGGUUAGUAAUUGAAGAAAUAACUGAAGAAGUUGGGGCAGUGUCUUCCGGAAACCAUGAAAGUUUGUCUGGAGGAUAUGCAGUAAUGCAACCACAGGAAAGAACCGACUUUUCCCAGAGUAAAAGUAGGGCUAAUGGUGGGGACUUGACAACCAAUCGAGAUUCUUUUCAGGAUUUGAAGGAUGACGCAGAGGCUAUCAGAUCAUUCAAGGAUUUCAUUUCUAAUGCCAAUCCUGAAACCCUGGCUGCUGUUAGUAGUGGAAAAGCUGGAGAGAUAUCUCCCGACAUGUUUAAGGCUGCAUCAAAUAUGAUUAGCAAGAUGUCACCUGAAGAACUUCAAAAAAUGGUUCAGUUGGGGGAAGGUCCAUUUACUACUGGGAGUAAUAUGACGCCUGGGUCAAUGCCUCAAAAUAUUACACCUGAUAUGCUUAAAACUGCUUCUGAUAUGAUGGGUAGGAUACCACCGGAAGAGCUCCAGAAAAUGUUUGAAAUGGCAUCCUCUUUAAAAACUAGAGACACAGGUCCAAUGUCAGCAAAUGGAGUCAGUUUAGGUACUGGGUCAAAAUCAUCAGAAUCCGAGGAAAGUUCUGUUAUCAGUGGGAAUAAUGUUGUAGGUGACACUAGUUCUUCUCGUAGUUUCUUUCCAAAUUCAAGAAGUGGUCUUCAGUCAAACUUCCAACCCUCAAGCAGUGAUUUACAACAGAUGAAAAGCCAAAUGAAUGAUCCAGCUAUGAAGGAGAUGUUCGCAUCAAUGAUUAAGAAUAUGAGCCCAGAAAUGAUGGCAAAUAUGAGUGAACAAUUUGGAUUGAAGCUUUCUCAGGAAGAUGCGGCAAAAUUUCAACAAGCAAUGUCAUCUUUAUCACCGCAGGACUUAGACAGAAUGAUGCGGUGGGCAGAUAAAGUUCAAAGAGGAGUUGAAGGUGUUAAAAAGACAAAGAACUGGUUGCUAGGGAGACCUGGUUUGAUUCUAGCAAUAUGUAUGCUCAUCUUAGCGGUGUUGCUUCACCGGCUGGGCUUCAUCGGUAGUUAGACCUACACCCAGCUCUAUUCAUUAUAAUUGAUCCCAUUCUAGUUUAACCCAUAGAUGAGCGGCAAAUCUUUGUACCCAGCAUGUCCCUACAACCAUAUAAUCGUAGCAAGGUGAGUAAAACCAAGAGCAGUAACUGCUUAGAACGAGAUAAGAAAGGGAUGGGGUUGUGUUAAGUGGGUGAAAUGAUGCCCAUGAUUCUUUUUGUAUGCUAUUACUGGAACUUCCAGUGAAAAGAACUGGAUGUUGUUGGAUAAACUAUAUGCGUCUUUUGUAAGUUGAGUGAGGUGAUAAAAGAAUGUCAAAAUGGAUCUUCAUUGCACUAACUGUCUAAUCUUGUCUCAUUCAUUAACAAUCACCGAGUCAUUGAAAAUGUGAUUUGAAAAACAAUUGGGAGUUGUAAAUACAUGCACAAAAAAAUGACCUUUAUGGUUUUAUAUCAUAUAUUUUUUAUGUAUCAAA
Messenger RNA from Pistacia vera, 2199 nucleotides. RefSeq names its product outer envelope protein 61-like. The transcript has 11 exons. Gene Ontology annotation, molecular function: protein binding. The coding region runs from base 1 to 1740 and encodes 579 amino acids. Lineage: Eukaryota; Viridiplantae; Streptophyta; Magnoliopsida; Sapindales; Anacardiaceae. The record is from RefSeq and is a predicted model, not a curated record.